Striga asiatica is the source of this 333-nucleotide messenger RNA. The record is from the annotation of a GenBank genome assembly. NCBI's taxonomy places the organism in Eukaryota, Viridiplantae, Streptophyta, Magnoliopsida, Lamiales, Orobanchaceae.
GAUCCCUUUGGAAAAAGAAUGGCGGCGAGAACGGCGGCCGCUCGCGGUGCCGCAACCCUAGUUCGGCUAUCGGCUCCUAGAUCAGCGGCUUCUUCAGCUCAGGCCUCGGCUCUAGUCCAGCGCCGUGGGCUCGCCGGCGGCGGUGAUCACCACGGCCCCCCAAAAGUAAAUAUCUGGGAAGAUCCAUUGAGCCCGUCAAAGUGGAAGGAAGAGCACUUUGUGAUUGCGUCCCUGACCGGCUGGGGUUUGCUCAUUUUCGGAAGUUACAAGUUCUUCACCCGUGGAAAGAAGGAGAAGAAGGAUGAGGUACAAAAACUGGUGCACAAUCAUUAA